Symbiodinium sp. CCMP2592 is the source of this 3141-nucleotide messenger RNA. The record is from the annotation of a GenBank genome assembly. NCBI's taxonomy places the organism in Eukaryota, Dinophyceae, Suessiales, Symbiodiniaceae.
AUGACAGCCGUGGUUCAUGAGGCAAAGCGUGUUCCCAUCAAUCUCAUUUCACUGGAGGACCGGGUUUUAAGGCACCCAGUCGCAAACCACCAUCAGGAAGACUCCGGAUGGCGGCCGCUCGGGCAGGGCCGCACGGACGAGCUGAUGUUGGAGAUCAGCAAAGGCCAAUGGGGCCGAUCUAAUUUAGCCCCGCCCUCUUUGAUGGUGGAUGACAGCAAGCUUGAUGAGCUUGGUAUCGGCGCGGAGGGCAAGCUGGUGAUCAAGUUGGGUGUAAUGUGUCAAUUGGUCGAGUACGACUCGACCGAUGUCCAGGACAUUCUCAUGCACCAGGGCGUCCAGCACGAUGCAGAGUCCGCCUCGAACAAGUUCAAGCAAACAAGCUUGCAAUCCAAAUUCGAUAUCAUCGUUGCUGCGCAGGGGCGGGUUCCUGGUGGCGCCAUGGAGGAGGCAGUCAAGUUGCUGGUGAAGCAGUUUGGGGUCUCCAAGAAAGGGACCUUCUGGAGAUGGGCCCACAUGCGGCAGGUCCUUCCGGAGGAGGUCUUCGACAACCGCUACUUGUGUGGCGUUGGGGAGGCGGCCAAGUACAGGCUGGGCCCUGGGUGGGCUCUCGCCGCUUUCCAGCUGCUGCUUGAUCACCUGGAUGGCCAAGUUCUCCAAGUGACGACUGCGCAGUUCAGCAAUGACUUCUGCAGACCGCUGAAAGCGGCGGAGGUGUGGGUGAAGCAGCAGCUGUCGGCCCACAAGAAGAUUGCAGAGUCAAGUGGAAGCUUCCAGUGCCCCAGCUUGCAGUUGCGCGUCACCGCCUGGCUCCAGUCCGACAAAGGACGCAAGGCCGUGCUGAAGUGCUUGGGUGAGAAAGUCCCCAUCAACAGCAUGGAAGAGCUCAAGCGCAUGGCCGAGCAGCUGAAGGAGAUGGCGAAAGCAGGUGCAACAGUGUCAGAGUCAACCUCGAGCUCGCCGCCAGUGUCAGGGGAGCCUGCUGCGGCCGGAGAGGCCGCUGAGAUUGGUGAGGAUGUUGACACCUCUGUCAACGUCGAGAUGCAGGAUGCGCCCGCGAAGAUUGAUCCGCAGCUCGAGCAGGCCGAACGCGAGGCGACCGCCGAUCUCGUCAAGUGCACCGUGCACUUCGAGCGCAGAGAUUGGGUCGAGGAGUUGAAGCUUCAUGUCUUUGCUGGCAGCAAGACCAUUGCUGUCGUCGACAGCCCGACAAGCAAGGUCAAGCACGUCCUGGAUGAGCUCAAUUUCAUGUCCGAUGCGAUCAAGAACCACAUGCACCCCGAGACCGUGAAUGUUAUAGUGCCGGUUGGAAAGCGCUUGGAUCUUUUGAGCAUGGUCGCGCAGAAAGCUGAGCUUCUCUUCCCGAAGCGGAAAGUGUUCACACUGGCAGUGACUGCAGGUGAAUCGCAGACGCUCAAGCGGGUGCCCAACGACAUCGUGUACAUCCCGGGCCCGGCUUCCAAGGAGAAUGUGCCGGUCCUGGUCAAAGCGAACAGUGUCAAGGCCUCCACGUGGGAGGGCCUUCGCCUGGUCUGCAAGAGCCGUACAUGCAGCCAUCGCGACGCCCCCGCAAACAAGGACGAAGCCGACUUGCACGAGGAGAUCUCCCCCGAAGACAUGGACGAAGACUGCGAUGCCGACAUGGACAUCCAGGAAGAUGAAGACGAAGUUGUGAUGAUGGAAGAUGUUGUUGAGGAGGGCGGCAGUGCCAAGAAAAAGAAAGAUUACACAGUUGCUCUGUGGCCCUUCGCCAAGCCGAUUCAACAUUGGAAAAUCAUUCUGGAUCAGGUGGCGCAUGCUUCCAGUGCCAAGUACCUGGUGUGUAUCAGUCGGCAGAUGGUGACGCAGCGGUUUCUUGUGCAGGCCAGGAAGCAGCAGGGGGUGAAGCGUGCUGCUUCUCGGGGUGGCCUUUCCUUCAUCGGAGCCACUGUCCCCGACGGCGAGAUGACCAUUGUCAAGGAGGUCAGCCUGGACGGUGCUGCGUGGCCUUCUGGGCUUAACUCCUGGCCUGAGAACCUCCAGGAUCGCUGUGUCGAGCUGCUGCACAAGGAGCUUGGCCAAUGCGACUUGGCGCUCGUCGACACGAAGUUCGGCAAAGGCCUCGAGACCACGAGAAGCUAUCGAGAUGGCGACAUCAUUUGCCAUGCCUCUGCCCUGUGGUUCGAUGAUCUGAACCUCUUGAAAAAGUUUUUGGCUCAACCCGGCCACAGUGUCCUCCUGGACCGCCUGAUUCGCGUGGACAAUAUGCCGAUCACGGCCGACGAGACUGCAACUUUGUAUGGAGCGCUUGUAGGUGCGGCUUCCUACUUGCAGCAUUACUUGGGCCUGUCCAAACGAGGCGCGAAUGUGGAGCUCGUGCCGAUGUGUGGUAAUGGCUUGUCUUCGACACUUGUGGCUGUUCGUGUGCGCACCAGGAACCACACUGGAAUCUCAUCUCGCACACUUCUAUGCUUGAACUACGGGAUGGACUAUGAUUUCAGUGUCGGCCAGGAUGGGGCAGAAGAUGAAGCCGAAGCCAAACGCUUCAAAGGGCGACUGGAUCAGUUGUUCAAGCAGCAACAGCAGUGUCAGAGUGGGGAUGAUGACAAGCAGAAGGACGCUGCGACCACGGACCAGCCUGUGGAUACAAAGGACGGGCAGCAAGGGUCGGGGCAAGCGCAGGGGCAGGGCGGCAAUAACAUGACGAUUUUGAAGUCUUUGGAAAUCUUCAACUUCGGGAUGAUCCAUGGAGACAACAACGAUAUCAAGCUCAUUCUCACGGCGAAGGAUGACGCGAAGGGCAACAAGAAAGUGUCGCCCAACAGUGUCUUGCUCUUUGUGGGCAACGGCAAUAUCAAAAAAAACAAGGAUGGCAACACCUCGGGGAACAUGUUGUACAUGUUCCCCAAAGCAGACAAGUGCUCCGUGAUCUUUGCGUUGAAGGUGACGAAGAAGGACUCCGACGGCAAGGAGAAGCAUAUCGACUAUGUCGCAGACCUUGACAAAGUGGAGACAUUGUCAGCCCUGAUCACCCGUAAGAAAGCCAAAGAGGUGGUCAAUGCUGGGACCUUCCCACCUGGCGUGCCGCCCGUGUCGCUGGGCUCCAAGGACAUGUUCUUUGAGCCCACUGAGGAGAACGCCAAGUUGGUGGUGUACCCUAGCUGA